AUGUCGUUCUUUGGGUUUGAUACUUCUAUACCAGGAUCUGGCUCUCAUGGACAUAACAAUGGCAGCAAGAAAUCUUCAAAAUCCCGUAAACAUAGUACCACCCCAUUGGAUUUCGAAGAUACUUACCGUGGGUUAGGUGAAUAUGAGCAAGAAGAGGAUGAUUAUCUUAAUGAGGAAACCUUUGGUGGCGCUGCUGACACGGAAUUUACUACUGAAUUUGACUUUGGAUAUGGAUCUACACCUUCUUCGAAUAACACUCCUGUAGUUUCAAAUACUAAUGUUAAUGGAAGUAUGAACUCUCAUACAAUUUCUAAUCACUCUUAUGCCUCCGCUGCUACUUCAGGGGCUUCCCACCAACAACAAAUUGAUCAAGCAGUUGAUUUGAAACCUAUGGAAUCCUUGUGGGGACCUGUUGGUGGUAAUGCCCAUUCUAGUACCUUAGCAAACGUUGGAUUAGAUCCUAAUGAUAUUCAACAACAACCCACUGGUACAGAACAAGCUCUGUCUCUUGAAGAAAUUGAAAGACAACAACGUCAAAUGCAACAAUUGCAUCAAAUGCAACAGCAACACCAGUAUGCAAUGCCUCCUCCAGGGUUCAUGCAACAACAACAACAGCAGCAACAACAACAACAACAGCAGCAACAACAACAACAGCAGCAACAACAUACUCAGCCACCUCAACAACAACAACUUGGCGGUCCUUUUCCACCUCAAUUUGCUCAUCCCCAAUUCCCACAAAUGGGUGGUAUGAUGAUGAUGCACCCUCAACAUCCAAUUGCAAUGCCACCAAAUAUGCAACAACAACAACCUCAACAACAACCCCAACUGCAACCUCAUCAGCAACAACCUCAACAGCAACAAUUGACUGCUUUGCUACAACAACAAAACCAACAACAGCAACACCACCACCAACAGGCUCCAAACUUGCAACACCAAAUCCAACCUCAACAUGUCCAAACCCACCAACAACUUCAUGGUGGAGUAGUCCAAUCUCCUCAACAAUUACCUCAACAAUUGGUACAACUUGGUAUCAAGAAUGGUCAAUUAAUCCCAACCCCACCUCCUGAUUCUCCAAAUGAUUCAUUGAAAUCAACUUCUUCUCGUGGAUCCCAAAGAAGAGAACCAUUAACUGCUGAAGAACAAAAACGUUUACAAGCCCGCCAUGCCAAGGUUGAAAAGAUUUUGAAACAUUCAGGUUUAAUGACUCCUCGUGAUAAAGAUUUUAUUACUCGUUACCAACUAUCUCAAAUCGUUACUGAAGAUCCGUACAAUGAGGACUUUUAUUUCCAAGUUUAUAAGAUUAUUCAAAGAGGUGGUGUAAUUGGUGAAUCAAAUAAGGAUUUAAUUGCUCGUGCUUAUUUGGAACAUUCUGGCCAUAGGUUAGGAGGCCGUUAUAAACGAGCUGAUGUUGCGCUACAAAGAAUGCAAAACCAAGUUGAAAAGGCUGUUACUGUGGCCAAGGAAAGACCACAGAAGAAUAAAGAUCACGGUAGUGCUGCUCGGGAAGGUGUUCUUGGUAGAAUUUCUACUUCAAUGAAUAGUAAGGCUCCACGUAGACAAUUACAAAUUCCAUCUCAUAUCGUUAAUGAUGAUACCGUGAUUAUAGAUGAAACUGAAAAGUCUUCUAAUCACUCUUCUACUCCUGACCUUGAUGAAGUUACUCGUUCUUUAGACAAUGUUGGUAUUACCCAACAUUCUAGAACAAGAAGAAGAUCAUCGUAUGCUUUUACUUCUGUUGAUCGUAGUUCUGUUUUGUCACGUUCUGGUGGUAGAAAUUUUGUUCUAUCUUCUAUUGAAACUAUAUAUGAAGAAGUAUUGGAAUUGGAAGCCCAAUUAAGAAGCGGUAAAUCUACCGAUAACAGCGCACUAUGGGAUGCUUUACAUAUUGGUGAUGAAAGCUUCGAAGUUUGUCCAUAUAUUUCAAUGUUAUCGUUUGAUAAAGGUGUUAAAAUCAUGCCACGUAUUUUUAAUUUCUUGGAUAAAGAACAGAAAUUGAAAUUAUUACAAACAUUCUUUAGUGAAUUAUCUCAUUUAAAUAUUAUUAUCAUCAGUUCGUAUAAGACCAAUCCUGAACCAACUGAUAAUCAAUUAAAGAAAAUUGAUUUAUUCCAAGCGGUUUUCUUAAAGAUUAUUGUAUCCUUUUUAUCUAAUAGUGCCAAUUUUAUUGAAAUUAUGGGUUUAUUAUUACACUUAAUCAAGAAUAAUAAUGUGUCAUUUAUCUCUACCUCUAAAAUUGGGUUAAAUUUAAUCACAGUUUUAAUCUCUAGAGCUGCAUUAAUUAAGCAAGAUAUCAAUAGAUCUAAUGUCUUGUCGUCACCGGAAAUUUCUACAUGGAAUGAAGUUUAUGAUAGACUAUUUACUAAUUUGGAAACGAAAUUGUCGCUGGUUUUCCCACCAAAGGAAUAUAUUCAACACAUUAUUAAAAUAAAUUCUUUACACAACAAUAACAAUAAUAAUUUGACUACCACUAAUAGUAGCACCCCAUCAUUAUCUAGUAGCCCUUCUAUCAAUAAUUCAUCUAAUAGUGAUGGUAAUGGGAAUAACUUCUAUGAUCAAGCUUAUAUUUGGCAAUUCUUGGCUUCAUUAGCCUUGAGUGGUAAGUUAAAUCACCAAAGAAUAAUUAUCGAUGAAAUAAGAGAUGAAAUUUUCGGCACUAUCAAUCUUGCUGAAGAAUUGGGGAAGAUUGAAGAAACUCAAAUGGUCAAUUCAAGAGUGUAUGGGAAACAAAAACUGUAUCAAGAUUUAAAUUUAUUCUUAAAUGUUAUGGGAUUAGUGUCAAGAGAUGGUGAAAUUACUGAGUUGAAAUAA
Henningerozyma blattae CBS 6284 is the source of this 2808-nucleotide messenger RNA. RefSeq names its product deadenylation-dependent mRNA-decapping factor PAT1 (gene PAT1). Gene Ontology annotation, molecular function: RNA binding. The record is from RefSeq and is a predicted model, not a curated record. Lineage: Eukaryota; Fungi; Ascomycota; Saccharomycetes; Saccharomycetales; Saccharomycetaceae. Gene Ontology annotation, biological process: deadenylation-dependent decapping of nuclear-transcribed mRNA; P-body assembly. Bases 1 to 2808 code for a protein of 935 amino acids. Gene Ontology annotation, cellular component: P-body. The transcript has a single exon.